Eleginops maclovinus (Patagonian blennie) is the source of this 5604-nucleotide messenger RNA. RefSeq lists its product as uncharacterized. The transcript is spliced from 13 exons. Gene Ontology annotation, biological process: chloride transmembrane transport; potassium ion homeostasis; cell volume homeostasis. Lineage: Eukaryota; Metazoa; Chordata; Actinopteri; Perciformes; Eleginopidae. The record is from RefSeq and is a predicted model, not a curated record. Gene Ontology annotation, molecular function: potassium:chloride symporter activity. The coding region runs from base 313 to 3165 and encodes 950 amino acids. Gene Ontology annotation, cellular component: membrane.
CCAUCACAUGAUAUUUUAUUGUAGCUCCACUACUCACUUAUUAUCCUUAGUAUGGGCUGGUUGGGAGGGAUUUUAUCUGGCUUUUUAACACUAUGUGUAAGCAUAUAGUCGGCUUUAUUUCAGGGGAACAACAAGUUCUUAUUUCCUGCUUCGCUAUGUAGUUCGGUAACUUUUUAACGGUCUGCAAUCUGGGCGAUGCACUAACUUAGGAGGAAACCGCUGGAAACUUUUAACAGGUUUUUCAUUAACGGUUAGAAAAAGUCCCCUGGAUUCCCCUGGCUUUAUGACGGUGUAAAGAGGCCAGGAUCCACCAUGACAGAGCGGACUCCUCUCCUCCACUACCGCCUCUCCACCAGCGUCAAUGAGUCCGAGCCUCGAGCCCCUCCGGCCGGCUGUGCCCCGGAGCAGCACCCGGUCGGACCCCGGAUGAAGAGCAACGUCCAGCGGCAGCAGCCGAAGAAACUGUCCGUGUUCUUCGGGGUGGUGAUCCCCACCCUGCUGUCCAUGUUCAGCGUGGUGGUCUUCCUCCGGAUAGGAUUCAUGGUGGGACAUUCCGGACUGUACCAAGCGAUCUUCAUGUUCCUGGUGAUGUACUUCAUCAUCUGCAUGACGGUGCUGUCAGUCUGCGCCAUCUCCACCAACGGAGCCCUGGACGCCGGGGGGGCCUACUACAUGAUCAGCAGAGCGCUGGGUCCGGAGUUCGGAGGAAGUAUCGGCAUCAUGUUCUUCCUGGCCAACGUGUGCGGCUGCGCCCUCUUCGUGCUCGGGCUGGUGGAGGCCAUCGUCACCACCUUCGGGGUGCCGGAGGGCGGCGCUCUGGCCACCUCUCCCUACCAGGUGCUGCCGUCGGGGUACUGGUGGUCCCUGCUGUACGCCACGGGGGUCGCCCUGCUCUGCCUGCUGGUGUGCAUGGUGGGGGCUCACCUCUACGUCAAGGCCACCUUCCUCAUCUUCCUGGUGGUCAUGUUCGUCCUGGGGACCGUCUUCGUCAGCUUCUUCGCCGUCAGCCCCCGCACCAUCGUGCUGCCCUACUCUGCCUCCUUCAAACCCCCGGUGAAUGGGACGGGCCCCACAUUUCCCACCACCGCCAACUUCACCGGAUUCAAGCUGGACACGCUGCUGGGGAACCUGUGGGCUGACUACACUCUGGAUUACACAACAGGAAACAUGAUGACCUUUGCCACCGUCUUCGCCGUCAUGUUUAACGGCUGCACCGGCAUCAUGGCUGGAUCCAACAUGUCAGGUGACCUGAAGAACCCGAGCUACGCCAUCCCCCGCGGCACCAUCACAGCCGUCAUCUUCACCUUCAUCAUCUACAACCUGCUCAGCGUGCUGGUGGCCUGCUCCUGCGACCGGGUCCUGCUGCAGAGGGACUACGGCUUCCUGAGAGACAUCAACAUCUGGAACCCCUUCGUCACCAUCGGGAUCUACUCCUCCACGCUCUCCGCUGCCAUGAGCAACCUGAUCGGAGCCUCACGCAUCCUCUACGCUCUGGCCCGGGACGACCUGUUCGGUAAGGUGCUGUCUCCGGCUAAAAAGACGUCUCACAGCGGAAACCCCUGGGUGUCCGUUAUCAUCUCCUGGUUCCUGGUGCAGCUGGUGCUGUUCUCGGGGAAGCUCAACACCAUCGCCAGUAUUGUGACCAUCUUCUUCCUGCUGGUGUACGCGGCCGUGGACCUGGCCUGCCUGGCUCUGGAGUGGGCGUCCGCUCCGAAUUUCAGACCCACCUUCCGGUACUUCACCUGGCACACCUGUGUGCUGGGCAUCGUGGGUUGUGCCGUCAUGAUGUUUCUCAUCAACGCCAUCUACGCCUCGGCCAGCAUCGCCUUCAUGCUGCUGCUGCUGCUGCUAAUCCACUACCUGAGCCCCACCUCCAGCUGGGGCUACAUCAGCCAGGCACUCAUCUUCCACCAGGUGCGUAAGUACCUGCUGAUGCUGGACGUGAGGAAGGACCACGUGAAGUUCUGGCGGCCUCAGGUCCUGCUGAUGGUCUCGAACCCCCGCAGCAGCGUGGGCCUCAUCAAGUUCAUCAACGACAUCAAGAAGAGCGGCCUCUACGUGCUCGGACACGUGCAGCUCGGAGACCUCGACACGCUGCCCUCCGACCCUCUGCAGUCCCAGUACGACUCCUGGCUGUCUCUGGUGGACCAUCUGAACAUCAAGUCUUUUGUCAACUUGACUUUGGCCGACUCUGUGCGUUACGGCGUCCAACACCUGCUCUUCAUCUCCGGACUCGGCGGGAUGCGUCCCAACACCCUCGUCCUGGGUUUCUACGACGACUGUCUUCCGAAGGACAAGCUGAUCGACCCGUCCCUCUCCACCUGUCAGAUCUCCGAUCCCUCGGGCUCCCUGCAGGACUUCGAGCAGCAGCCGCCUCUCUUCCACUUCGCCUCCCUGCGGGGUUCCGGCGACAGGCAGGACGGGGGGGAGAUUGGAGAUGGGAAGGUGCUCGGCCCCCAGGAGUACGUGGCGAUCAUUGCGGACGCCAUGAAGAUGCUUAAGAACGUGGUGCUGGCUCGAAACUUCAACGACUUCGACCGCUCCCAGGUGCUCUCCCCGCCCUCCUCCGCCCCGGUGUAUGUGGACGUCUGGCCGGUGAACCUCCUGCGCCCCGACAGCAGCAGCUACGUCGACACCUGCUCGCUGUUCCUGCUGCAGCUGGCCUGCAUCCUCAACAUGGUGCGGUCGUGGCGCAGAGCCCGGCUGCGGCUCUUCCUGUGCGUGGAGGAGGGCCGGAGCGUCAGGGGCUCCGAGGAGAAGCUGGGCCAGCUGCUCAAAGAGUUACGGAUCAAAGCUCAGGUGUUCACCGUGCCCUGGGACCAGCAGGUAGCGCUACACUGGCAGCGGCAGGGCGAGUGGGGCAAGAAGUCCCCGGACACCACCGAAGAAGAAGAGAAGAAGAGGGACGAGGAAGAGGGUGAUUACUCCAACAGCUUCCCGAGCAACGCCACGCGCCUCUCCGACGACUACCUGUCCGCCGUCAACAAGCUGAUCCUGGACCCGGCGCGGCCCCCCCCUGCUGUGCGCUUCCUGUACCUGCCCAGACCCCCCGCCGACACCCGCCGCUACACCACCUACCUGCACCAGCUGGAGCUGCUGACUCAGGACAUGGGCCCCACGCUGCUCAUCCACGGAGUCACACCUGUCAUCACAACGGACCUUUAGCCAGCUUCCUCUGGCGGGGGGUCAUCGCUUGAAACCUCAGCAGCCUCGGUGACGUCCCUGCCUCGCACCAUGUCAUCCAUACAGCUUAUUUUAGAAUAUUAAAGAUGAAUCCUGGACAUUACCCUUCUGGAUCUCAGAAAUCUGACCGUGUGCAUUGAGUUCUGAGCUUGCAUUGAUAGUUAUCAGCCGAUUAGCGUUAUUAUUGGGUGUCACCUGUUUUCUAAUGCAUCAAAUGAGUCAAUCUGCUCCUACUAUGUUGAAAAAGUGGAUAAAACCUUUUGGACAUUAACCAAACUCGAGUUUCUUUAGGGUCAGGGUUCUCAGAUGCCCUCAACUUGUCACCUGGCAGCUUGACGCUCAGUUGGCGUAGCCUUGUUGAAUCCCUUCUGUCGGUGAUCUACCUCUAAUAUGAAUAGACGCUUAAACCUGCAAGUUGGUGAAGCAUACCCUAACUGCCCCUAAUUCAUAAGGCUGAUCGCCACUGAUUUGUGGUCGACUGAUAACAUUCAAACUGGGUGAUUUUAAGCCAUUAGGUCAACUUUGUUGCAUGAAAGAAUCCGACCGACUGAACCGAAGCAAAGUUAACAACAUGCCAGACAAACUGUGCCAAACACAAGCCUGCAGGUCAUUUCAAAUCAGUAUCACAUGUCCAGGCCUGCAGGGAAACAUUCAGAUUAUCAGCCACGUCUUGAUGCAUAUCUACGAUAGAGAGGACCUCAUUUGAACCCUCCUCUGACACCCCCCCCCCCACCCCUUGCUCCAUGUGUUUUGCUGCUCAAUUCCUCCUUUAGAUGACCAUUCCAUAUGCCUUCAGAUCAAGAAGUGCCUAGCCGUUUAGGGAGCUGAAGUUUGGACUCAUUCCAUCCUGUGUCGGCGGAAGUCUGCUUUUCCAUUUUAGAAACCGUAGAACAAAAAAUUAGUAGACAUACAAUCGUGACGGUAGUGCUACUAAAGAAGUCUUAAAUCACCAAAAAUAUUUCCACCUGGGAUCUCAGGACUUUUUUCAAAAUGCACUUUUGUACUUCCUCUACGAAACUGCCUGACGUGCAGCCCUCCGAAACUCCUCAAACAUGUUUACAGUGCCAAUUACUACUGUGAUUAGACCCAAUGUGUCACUGAUUUCACAUUUUUAACUCAUCUUAGGUACUUUGAGAUCUGUUUUUACUCACUAGUGACCAAUUUUAAUGCUGAAGUGCCUAAAUGACCUUUACCUGUGUCUUUAUCCAAAGUAUUGUAACAUUUAAAGUGAAGCUAUGUAACUUCUGCAUGAACCAGGGUGAUGGUAAGACAUAAACUACGGUUUGCAACAAAGAAAAGUUAGAGAAAUAUAAAGGUAGGUCCUCUGCAUAACACCCACCAUCUGCAUAACACCCACCAUCUGCAUAACACCCACCAUCUGCAUAACACCCACCAUCUGCAUAACACCCACCAUCUGCAUAACACCCACCAUCUGCAUAACACCCACCAUCUGCAUAACACCCACCAUCUGCAGAUGCUAACAGCAGCUAACCAAAGCCUGCGUUCGCUCCUGGUCACGCCUGAGUUUACUGAAUUGUGACAAAUGGUACGAUUUAUAACCUGUAAACUCGAUAUGUCAUUUGUAAGAGGAAGAAUGUAAUAUUUCUUCUGUCAAAAGUGACAUAGCUUCACGCUUUUACUUUGCGUUUUUGGCAAAGGGUAUUUCCAACCCAGUUUAGAUUAGUCGCCCUUCCCGUUUUUAACCCGCUAAAAUAUACAUUUGCUUCAUACAGAUUAGAGAUUAUAGAUUAUAGAGAUUAGAGAUUAUAGAGAUUAGAGAUUAUAGAGAUUAUAGAUUAUAGAUUAUAGAUCAUAGAGAUUGAUGAUUGAUGAAACUUGCACUUUUUAAAUGUGACUGACAAUCGCAGUCAUUCAAAAAGUCCUUCAUUUACAGUGAGGUCGCGUUCACUCCAGCCUCGUUAAGUCAGCUUGAAUCGAACCCCCGAGCGUUUAACCCCUUGGUUCGGUUCGUUUGGGUCGGGGGGAACACAGUCUAAACUGGGUUGGAAGAACGAUAAGACGCUUCUUUGACACAUCGAUGCAAUCCACUUUCCACUGCAGGAUUAUUGUUUAGAAUAAUGUGAUUUUGAAAUGCAAUCUUGACAACGUGUGAUCCAUAUUUGAAGAAAUGCUGGUACUCGACACCCCUGUGUUUGAGAUGACGUGUUUCCUUUAAGACAGAUGUGAUCCUUCCCUAUUCCACGGAUGUGUUCUUGAUAUGACACCACUCUCAACAAACCCACUCGCAAUACAUCUCUUCAAAUCUCAGCCCCUGGAUUUCUGCGUUUUGAACUCGCAGGAGCACCAAAAAAUUAAUCUGUAGAAGUGUUUGAUUUCCCAUUCAAAUCUGAGAUGUAUAUUAUAUAUAUUUUGCAGGAUGGAAAUCGAUAUGACUGAAAAAUAAAAGGUUAUUGUAUUACA